AUGGCCAAACCCCGGAGACAAGCUCUAAGGGGAGCUGGUUACCUGUCUCAUGCUCAAUCCACCUCCUGCCUUUCCCUCACAGAGGAACUCUUCUUAGAUGCUGCAGAAUAUGGCAACAUUCCUGAAGUGAGACGGAUGAUAGAGGAGCUGCAAGACCUCAAUGUCAACUGCGUAAACUACAUGGGCCAGAAUGCACUGCAGCUGGCAGUUGCCAAUGAGCAUUUAGAGGUGACUAAGCUCCUUCUUAGGAAGAAAGACCUCGCUAGAAUAGGAGAUGCUUUGCUGUUAGCCAUCAGUAAAGGCUACAUCCGUAUAGUGGAGGCCAUACUGACCCAUCAGGCCUUUGCAGACGGUCAGAGGCUUACUAACAGUCCCGGCCAGGCAGAGACACACGAUGACUUCUUUGCCUAUGAUGAGGAUGGCACACGUUUCUCUCACGACAUCACUCCCAUCAUCCUGGCUUCCCAGUGUCUUGAAUAUGAAAUAGUGCACAUACUUCUUAUGAAGGGGGCCCGCAUAGAGCGACCUCAUGACUACUUCUGCCAGUGCACGGCCUGCAGUGAGCAGCAGAGGCAUGACUCAUUUAGUCAUUCACAGUCCCGCAUCAAUGCGUAUAAAGGUCUGGCCAGUCCAGCCUAUCUGUCCCUCUCCAAUGAAGACCCUGUGAUGGCGGCUCUGGACCUGGGCAACGAGCUUGCUGUUCUGGCAAACAUUGAAAAGGAGUUCAAGAAUGAUUACAAGAAACUGUCCAUGCAGUGUAAAGACUUUGUGGUCGGACUUCUGGAUUUGUGUCGAAACACAGAGGAAGUGAAGGCCGUCUUAAAUGGGGACAUUGAUUCAUGUCAAAGCUCUGAAACCUUUGGCAGACAGAACCUUAUCAGGUUAAAACUUGCAAUAAAAUAUGAAGUUAAAAAGUUUGUGGCACAUCCAAACUGCCAACAGCAACUCCUCUCCAUCUGGUACGAGAACUUGCCUGGACUGCGUCAGCAAACCACAGCAAUUAAAAUCCUUCUUGUCCUUGGUAUAGCUGUUUGGUUGCCUGUGCUGGCCUUUAUGUCCUGGAUAGCACCAUCAAGUAAGUUAGGGAAACUCAUGUGUGGACCUUUCCUGAAGUUUGUGGCCCAUGCAGCUUCCUUUAUGAUAUUUCUUUGCCUACUGGUCCUGAACGCGGCAGACAGGUUUGGGGGAACAUCGCUGCUGCCUAACAUGACCAUCCACGAUCACCCCUCACAACUGUUUCGUAUGAAGACUACCCCCUUCACCUGGAUGGAGAUUCUCAUCAUAUCCUGGGUCAUAGGGAAGAUAUGGGAAGAAUGUAAAGAUAUUUGGUCGCAGGACAUCCGGGAAUACAUCUCAGAACCCUGGAAUCUUCUUGACUUUAGUAUAUUGGCCAUUUUUAUGACCUCUUUCAUUGCCAGAUUAAUGGCCUUCUGGCAUGCAUAUUCUGCCCAGUGUUAUGUUGACAAGUACUAUACUGAUCUGUUCAACACAACCUUGCCAUUUGAGAUUCAGUAUUUCCAGCUGGCUCGAAUCAACUGGAUGCCCUCAGACCCGCAACUUAUUUCUGAAGGCCUCUAUGCAGUUGCAGUUGUGCUGAGUUUCUCUCGCAUUGCAUACAUUCUGCCUGCAAAUGAGAGCUUUGGGCCUCUACAGAUCUCUCUGGGAAGAACAGUAAAAGAUAUCUUUAAGUUCAUGGUGAUUUUCAUAACAGUUUUUGUGGCUUUCAUGGUGGGGAUGUUCAAUCUGUACUCAUACUACCUCGGAGCCAAGCACAAUGAUGCCUUUACAACGCUCGAAGAGAGUUUUAAAACAUUAUUUUGGGCCAUCUUUGGCUUGUCAGAAGUGAAAUCAGUGGUCAUUAACAUCGACCAUAAGUUCAUUGAGAAUACUGGCUAUGUUUUGUACGGGGUGUACAACAUCAUCAUGGUGAUAGUCUUGCUGAAUAUGCUCAUUGCCAUGUUCAACAGCUCCUUCCAAGAAAUUGAGGAUGAUGCUGACGUUGAGUGGAAGUUUGCCAGAGCUAAGCUUUGGUUCUCUUACUUUGAGCAUGGUGUCACACUGCCUGUGCCAUUCAACCUUGUACCCAGCCCUAUGUCUGUCGUUUCCCUCUUGCUGGCGAUAAAGGAAUUUCUCUGGCAUGUACCUCAAGGCAAAAGCAAAGAAAAUUCAAAUGAUGAGAUGGAACUUAACAAGGUGAGGCAUCAGCUGCCGACGCAAAUUAUAUUUCAUGUAAACAAGAGGCAACAAGAAGAUCUGAGUGUGGAAACAUCGCUUUGUCCAACCCGUCACCAGAAGAUAAUGAACCGCCUCAUCAAAAGAUACAUCUUAAAAGCACAGAGAGAUAAAGACAACGAUGAAGUGAAUGAAGGUGAACUUAAAGAGAUCAAACAGGACAUCUCCAGUCUCCGCUAUGAGCUGCUGGAAAGGGGGAAACACGACAUGGAGACACUGGCAAAGCUCAUCAGGCAGCUGGGAAAAGUAAUGGAUGUUCAGCAGAAAGAAGAGCUGGUUCCUAAAGAAUGUAACUAUUAGAGUUGUAUUUACUGUACUCUUCUCAUU
Molecule: messenger RNA, 2559 nt
Organism: Morone saxatilis (striped sea-bass)
Lineage: Eukaryota; Metazoa; Chordata; Actinopteri; Moronidae
Gene: trpc6b
Product: transient receptor potential cation channel, subfamily C, member 6b
Exons: 11
Coding region: 1-2532 (843 amino acids)
Biological process (GO): manganese ion transport; regulation of cytosolic calcium ion concentration; calcium ion transmembrane transport
Cellular component (GO): membrane; cation channel complex
Molecular function (GO): protein binding; inositol 1,4,5 trisphosphate binding; store-operated calcium channel activity
Source: RefSeq, a predicted model, not a curated record